This is a messenger RNA of Colletotrichum gloeosporioides, 1578 nucleotides long. RefSeq lists its product as uncharacterized. NCBI's taxonomy places the organism in Eukaryota, Fungi, Ascomycota, Sordariomycetes, Glomerellales, Glomerellaceae. The transcript has a single exon. The record is from RefSeq and is a predicted model, not a curated record. The coding region runs from base 1 to 1578 and encodes 525 amino acids.
AUGGCACCCCCGUCUCCCUUCCUCGCUCUCCCGCGAGAAAUCAGAGAUGCGAUAUACGAGCACUACGUCGCGAUCCCGGGUGGAUAUGUCUGCGACCCUGGUCGAUUCGCCGCAAAUGUGCUUGAGCGCAACGCCGCAAGUGUGCCGAAGAUCAACAUUACCGGUCUAUUGAAGGGCGCCAACGACCAGCCCAUCAACCUGAACCUCUCCUACACUUGCCGCCUGAUCGCAACGGAAAUGUAUGGAGUGGCACUGCGGGCCAAUGCCAUCACCUUCACCACCAUCUACUGUGACGACCUUCGAAUGCUCGCUUUGCGAACUCACAACAUGGUGGUGAAUCGCUUAGAAACCCGCCGAAAAGAAAUCCUCUACGCCACCAGUCACGCCAUGCCAGAAACACAACAUUUUGCGCUCCUUCAAAAGUACCCGCAGUUCGCUGUCUUGUUAGACGCAUUGCGGAAACAACCCGGCGCCGAUACGAUACAAUUCCACCUGGGUAACAUUGAGGCAUGUGAAGCACCGUCGGUGUUCGCAACCUUAUGCAAGGAAGCUCUUCGGCACGUUCAAGGUUCACGCCAUGGCCAUGAAGCACUCGACCAUCACUGCGACGGCGUGUCUAGCGUUCUUGGUAUGAUUGAAAGCUCAAUGGAGCAUUGGGACAUUCCUUUGGAUGGCGACCUUGACGCCAUGGCGAGUUUCUGGGACGAGGGAGAGGAUACUCACGGUCUCAAAGCUGCACUAACGGGCAGGGAUCGGGUUAAGUACCGCUUCUCCGCUGCAGCGAUGGCGAUUCUCUUCAUCAAGUCCUGCAAUGAACGGCUUCAGAUGCAACUUCGCAAGAUCGUUCUCGAUGAAGAUCGCACUGCGGUAGCCUGCCCUGAACGUCACGCGCUUGGCUUGAUUCAAUUCUGCAGGCAAAAUCCGCUGCUCAAGAUUGAGCGCCGUGUCCAGCUCUGGAGCAAUGCCCUUCAGGACGAGGGUUACUCCCAUUCAAUGACAAAAUAUGUACUCCGAGACGAGUGGCGGAUACAGUCGGCUCAAAUCACACAGAGCAUCUGGAAGUGGGUUCAAGAGGCCCUGGCCCUUGCGCCGGCCGGUAUGCCAGACAACUCCUUCUCUCUCAUUCUGGAUGGCCAGCCACUACCAAAUCUGGCAACUCAAAUGUUCCAGGCAGUCAUCCGACGAGACAUUGCAUGGCAUCGUGCGUGGGAAGAAUCUCUAGAUCGAGGCGUUGCUUCAUUGCCAUCAGUGCAAGACUUUGGGCCGUGGUAUCAUUUGUAUCCAGGCCACAGGUUCAAGCAUCUUUCACGAGCCAUGGAAGACAUGGCCCAGCAAAAGUCUGUUGUACAGUGCAACUUUGACGUCGGGAAGGCGUGGGACGUUCAGAAUAUCAUCCAAGAACACAAGGACUGGACUGCUCGGCAGUGGGCCGCACGGUGGCCUGUAGACUACGAUCCUGCAUCAUGGGAGACAGAGUCCCCGUUAUCGUCGUGGAGAACCUUGUUGGAGGAAGACCUGCUACCGGAACCCGAAGGACCGUAUGAGCGGUGGACUGAAGACCCCGACGACGAAUUUUGA